This is a messenger RNA of Mollisia scopiformis, 1557 nucleotides long. Its product is annotated as putative glycerol kinase. Gene Ontology annotation, molecular function: glycerol kinase activity. Gene Ontology annotation, cellular component: mitochondrion. The record is from RefSeq and is a predicted model, not a curated record. Gene Ontology annotation, biological process: glycerol-3-phosphate biosynthetic process; triglyceride metabolic process; glycerol metabolic process. The coding region runs from base 1 to 1557 and encodes 518 amino acids. The transcript has 4 exons. Lineage: Eukaryota; Fungi; Ascomycota; Leotiomycetes; Helotiales; Mollisiaceae.
AUGGCAAUGGGCGAUUCACCAGUUCUCGUUGCUCCACAUGAAGCAUACAUUGGUUCUAUAGACCAAGGUACCACCAGUACCAGGUUUUUGAUCUUCAAUCGCGAUGGGGAACCCGUUGCUUCACAUCAAGUCGAGUUCAAGCAAUAUUAUCCUCACCCAGGAUGGCAUGAACACGACCCACUCGAAAUCAUUACAUCCAUCGAGACAUGUAUUGAAGGCGCCGUGAAAUCAUUCGAAGACAAUGGCCAUGCAGCGAGAGCAAUCAAAGCUGUUGGCAUCACAAAUCAACGAGAAACAACUGUAGUAUGGGACCACGAAACUGGAGAGCCACUCUAUAAUGCCAUUGUCUGGACGGAUACCCGAACACAAGCUCUCGUGAGAAAACUCAAAGCUCGUCUCGGGUCCGACAAGCUUCAAGAACUAUGCGGUCUCCCACUCUCAACAUACCCAUCAGUUGGCAAACUAUUAUGGCUGAUCGAGAACGAACCAAAGGUUGCGGAUGCAUACUCCAGAGGCACUCUCGCAUUUGGUACUAUCGAUGCUUGGGUCGUCUACCGUCUCAACGGCGGUCCCAAAAAGAACAUCUUCGUCACAGAUCCCACGAACGCUUCUCGAAGUAUGUUCAUGAACAUCCACACUCUGAAAUACGAUGAGCAACUCCUCGACUUCUUCCGCUUUGACAUGAAUAAGCUCCAUCUGCCCAAGAUUGUUCGAUCCUCGGAUGCAGAAGCAUAUGGCACACUCACCACAGGUGUCCUCUCGGGCGUGCCGAUCACUGGCUGUCUCGGAGAUCAAUCUGCUGCCUUGGUCGGCCAGAAAGGGUUCUCUCCUGGAAGAGCGAAGAAUACUUACGGCACCGGCUGUUUUUUACUUUACCACGUCGGUGACAAGCCUGUGAUUUCCACACAUGGACUUUUGAGCACAGUUGCAUAUGACUUCGAUGGGACUCCACAGUAUGCCCUAGAAGGAAGUAUUGCUGUCGCAGGAUCGAGUGUCAAGUUCCUUCAGAAUAACUUCGAGUUCAUCAAAUCGUCUAGUCAAAUUAGUGUCUUGGCUGAGACCGUGGAGGACAACGGCGGCGUCACUUUCGUGACCGCUUUCAGUGGUCUUUUUGCACCUUACUGGAUCGAUGAUGCACGAGGCACAAUCUUUGGCAUCACUGCAUACACUCAAAAGGGACACGUGGCUAGGGCGACUCUUGAAGCCACCUGCUUUCAAACAAAAGCAAUUCUCGACGCCAUGGAGAAGGACAGUGGCCAUGCUCUAGCUGAACUAGCUGUUGAUGGUGGAAUGACUAAUUCCGAUCUUUGCAUGCAGACGCAAGCAGACCUAAUUGGUAUUCCAGUCGAACGCCCCCGCAUGCUUGAGACUACUGCCCUUGGAGCAGCUAUCGCAGCUGGUUUCGCGAUUGGUGUCUGGCAGAAUUUUGAGGAGUUGAAGAAUGUCAAUACAGCUGGUGUCACGAUUUUUAAGCCGAAGAUCUCAGCACAGGAGAAGGAUAAGAAGUUUGCAAGAUGGGAGAAAGCUGUUGAGAUGUGUAGGGGCUGGGCUGACUAG